Messenger RNA from Prionailurus viverrinus (fishing cat), 690 nucleotides. RefSeq lists its product as uncharacterized. The record is from RefSeq and is a predicted model, not a curated record. Lineage: Eukaryota; Metazoa; Chordata; Mammalia; Carnivora; Felidae. The transcript has 5 exons. Bases 1 to 690 code for a protein of 229 amino acids.
AUGUGCCCUCUUGCCCACAUUGUUAGGGGCACCACGAGAGUGGGGACCACCGUGUUCAUUCUCAGUUCCAGCUCGCGUGUCCAUGUAGCUCCAGAAGAGAAAUCCCUCAGAACAGAAGUGGCCUACCACCAGAGUCAUAAAGGACCACUACUAGGCCAGCAGCGCUCCCGGCAGGUGGACAAGAGUGAGCCGGACUCCUUUCUCAAGGUGGCGGAAGGAUAUUCAGACCUGGCCCCUGGGAGCGAAUGGAAGAUCUGUCCCCAGAGGCUGGAGAGUCACCGGGCCACCAAAUGGAGUGCCUUAUACACCACAGUCAAGACUUUCUAUUUUUGUCCUAAAGACGAUGAGGAAAUAGCAAAGAAGGGUUUCACACAGAAUGCACUUGGCAAAACUCCCAAAUCUGGUUACAACCAAGCCUGCAUCUGCUCUGCAUCUGUCCUCCAGCCGAACGUGACUGAAAGGAAGCACACAACUGCACAAACAGGUUUCAUGUCAAAGUUCGGCCUACAACCUGACUCGGCUGUCUUGGAAUUGGAUUACAUGGUUCCCAGAUCUAGAUUCACAUCUAACAGGUGCAUUCUUGGCAUGGAGGCCCACUAUCUGCUGCGAAAGUAUCGGUCUCCGAGAACAGAUACGGGAAUGGGACUGCUUGGACUACCCCGGAGCAGUUCAAAAACCUACCCGUUGUGA